AUGCCUAAUAACGUACAAGACUCAGCGAUGAUGGUAUGCUAUCGAGAAUGUUUAUCGAAUUUAGAAAAAUUCCAUGGUGGUGAAGAUCAAAAAAUUUUACAAUUCAUUAAUAAUAUUGAAAGAAUUGGAAGAAUGAUCGAUGCAAAUGAUGAUAUUCUACACUGUAUGUGCACAGCAAAAUUAGAUGGAGAAGCGAAACGCUGGUAUGAAGAUAACAUGACAUUAGUCCAGUGGGAAAAUUUAAAAUCAGCACUACUAGAAAGAUUUACAACAUCGGAUUCAUCAUCAAAAAUUUUUGAACAACUAAAAGAACGCAAACAGAAAUCAGAUGAAACAAUCACAUCGUACUAUGACGCCGUUAUUAAAUUAUGUCGAGAAUAUGAUUCUUCGAUGUCACAAAAAAUAAUGAUAUCAUGGUUACAAAAUGGAAUAAAGGAUUCAUUGAAGACUCAAAUUAAACGGCAAAUGAAACUAUUACCUGAAUCAGCACGAACAAGUCAAGCAUUCUUAAAAAUUGCUAAGGAUGAACAAGAAUUACUAGAAGAAGAUUCAUCUGAACAACAAGCAGCACAAUCUUAUUUGCCGUACAUCAUGAAUACCGUAUCAACAACAUUUAAAGAAACGCGAACCAACUCCGACACAGUACCAACAUCUACUUAUUCGUCACAACGAUAUCCAAGAUAUAAACAGAAUACACAAUAUACUCCAUCAUCGGAACUUUCAACUUCAUUAAAGUCGAAACCCAAAAGUCAAAAUUUACUUUCACAACCACCAUCCAUUUUACGUAAACAGGAACCACAUUAUCCAUCAGUUACUAAUUCCCAACGUCAUCAAGCAGCAAAUGUUAAAUCUUAUGCAUCUACACAACAUCACUCCCAACGACGUCCAUGUGAUAAGAAAUUACACAAAUCAGCAAAUUGUUCAUCUAUUAAUAUUAUUGGUGAAAUUCAACUUGAAAUUAAAAUACAAGGGUAUAAAACUUUAAUUUUGGCGGAUGUUGCAACUAAUCUUAUUACUGAUUUGUUACUUGGAAAUGAUUGGAUUACGACAAAUAAUGUUAUUAUCGAUUCACCGCAACAAUGCAUUUAUCUUACUAAUCCGAAACGGCAUAUUUUAGCGACAGCAAAAUUCGUUAAACCUCCACAUUUCCAACUGCCCGUACUAUUAACCGAUGAAAUUACUCUUUCACCAAACUCCGAAAAAUGCGUUAACAUCAAAGUAUUAUCACCAACAGUGAAUAUAUCCGAAGCUUUAUUUGAACCAGCAGCAUAUUUAUAUCCGAAACAAAUCUUACUCACGAAUGCAUUAAUUAAAUUCAAAGACAAUAGCAGUUACGUUAUGAUAAUGAACGCAAAUGAUCGUCAGAAAACAUUAUCGAAAAAUACAACAUUGGGAUAUAUUUCACAUCAAUCGGAAGUAAGUAAUUAUCUUAUUUUACCUGUAUUAUUAGGAAAACAUGGUGAUGGGUCUGCAUUUCCAACAACAAGCUCUUACAGGAGGAACAAAUCCCUUGUGGAUCGUUCCUGGGUUCCACCAACAAAUGACAAAAGGAAAGUUCAAUCUAUGGACUUAACCUGUCGAAUGGACCACCAGAAUGAACAACAGCCUGAAUGUUAUGUCUGCCACGAACAAUUUAUAUCACGUAAUGAUUUACAACAGCAUUUACGGCAAAAAUGUUAUCCACCAGAAAUGCGAGAACAGAUCGGAAAAUUAACUCAGCACAUUGAAGACAACAAACAACGACAACAACUACAACAGAUUUUAUGGAAAAAUGGCAAACUAUUUGAUCUUCGUCAACCGUCCAUCAUAAAAGCUACUGUACAUCAUGCCAUCGAAACUGGUACUCACCCACCAAUUUAUACUCCACCAUAUCGUGUUUCAUACAAAGAUGAACAAAUUCAAAGAGAAGAAAUCGAUAAGUUACGCAAACAAGGCAUAAUUGAAGAAUCUACAUCACCAUGGUCAUCUCCAAUCGUACUGGUACGUAAAAAAGAUGGUUCUGUUAGAUUUUGUAUUGAUUUUAGGAAAUUAAACAACAUUACUACGAAAGAUGCAUUUCCCAUGCCUCGAAUCGACGAUAUUUUUGAUCAUUUAUCACAAGCUGAAUACUAUACAACUAUCGAUUUCAAGUCAGGCUACUUUCAAGUUGGACUCGAUCAUAAGGAUUGUCCAAAAACAGCCUUCUCAACAAGAGAUCAACAUUAUCAGUUUACAGUAUUACCUCAAGGUGUUACAAAUGGUCCACCAGCAUUUCAACGCAUCGUUAGUCAAAUACUUGGACCCACAAGAUGGCAAUAUACAUUAGCCUAUCUCGAUGAUGUUAUAAAAUAUUCACCAACAUUUGACCAACAUCUAAUCCAUCUCGAUGAUAUUCUUAACCGAUUAAAUGAUGCAAACUUUCGUCUUAAUGUUAAUAAAUGUCAAAUAGCAAAAACAUCGAUUGAUUACCUCGGUCAUCACAUUGAACACAGCAAUAUUAGACCAAACGCCGACAACAUUCGUGCUUUACUCGAAACUCAACAGCCAACAGCAGCAAAAGAAGCAUUUCGAUUUGUCAAAGCUGCUGAAUAUUAUCGUAAAUUUAUACCUGGAUUUUCUACUAUUGCACAAUCUUUACAUAAAUAUGCACCCACUACAAAAGAACAACGAUCACAAAAAUCACAAGCUACACCCAUCAUUUUAUCUCAUGAUGAACUUCAUGCAUUUAAUGAAUUAAAACGGAUAUUGACCAAUGAUUUGGUAUUACGUAUUCCCAAUCCACAUUUACCAUUUAAGAUACAGACCGACGCAUCCAAAAUUGGAAUUGGAGCUGUACUUAUGCAAACUUAUCCAAAUGGUGAUCUACCGGUAGCUUAUUUAUCAAAAAAAUUUACAACAACACAAAUGAAUUGGCCUGCA
Rotaria sp. Silwood1 is the source of this 2898-nucleotide messenger RNA. Lineage: Eukaryota; Metazoa; Rotifera; Eurotatoria; Philodinida; Philodinidae. The record is from the annotation of a GenBank genome assembly.